GCUUCCGCCGCGUCGGCCGGCGUGUUUCUCGGGCCCUGGUUCCUGUCCGCCUCUCGGCGCUAUGUCCGGCGGCCUACUGAAGGCGCUGAGCAGCGACUCCUACGUGGAGCUCAGCCAGUACCGCGACCAGCAUUUCCGGGGGGACAAUGAAGAACAAGAAAAACUACUGAAGAAAAGCUGUACAUUAUAUGUUGGAAAUCUUUCCUUUUACACAACUGAAGAACAAAUUUAUGAGCUCUUCAGCAAAAGUGGUGACAUAAAGAAGAUCAUUAUGGGCCUGGAUAAAGUGAAAAAAACAGCAUGUGGAUUUUGUUUUGUAGAAUACUAUUCAAGAGCAGAUGCAGAAAAUGCUAUGCGCUACAUAAAUGGAACUCGUCUGGAUGACCGGAUAAUUCGCACAGACUGGGAUGCAGGCUUUAAGGAGGGCAGGCAGUAUGGACGUGGGCGAUCUGGGGGCCAGGUUCGAGAUGAGUAUCGGAAGGAUUAUGAUGCUGGAAGAGGCGGCUAUGGAAAACUGGCACAAAACCAGUGAGUGGUGAGAGCCUCAUCUAUGCACAACUCUAUCCUUUGGCCUGUUGAAUUUGCUGAAGAACAUUAGCCAAGGUCUGAUCAGUGUUUACUGAGCUAGUAGCUCCUUCAUGGUUUUCUUCUGAAACAGUAAAAAGGACAGAAUUCCAGACCAGUGCUUUUAAUUCUAGUCUUAGAAUUCUGGACAUGUGUCAGGCCAUCAGAAUGGUUUUGUUACCAGCUCAGAAAUUGUGUUCCUUAGCAACAAAUUUGAUCUAUAACUUUGACUAACUUAUCAAAAUACAUAUCCUUUUUUUUUUGGCAGAUUAGGUAAGGGCAAAAACUUGUUUUACUAUGCUUGAGUCUAAGAAGGUUCAUGAUUUUCAUGGGGCCUGUAUUUAAUUUUAAAUUGAAAACAAUUUUUAAAACACAUAAAUUAAAAGGCAUGAGAUACGUGUAAUAGGAGUUGAAAGAGAGGUUUUGCCUAGGAAGCAUGAGAUCCUGAUAUCUUCUAUCCCUAGAAAGCUUACUAAACAGGGUUUUGUUAUGUUGUAUAGGUCUGCUCUAAGUUAGGAACAGGUGCUUGACAACUGGUUUUGUUUUCUAGGUUGAAUUCUAAUCUCUAAAGGCAAACUUGGAGGUUAAAGACCUUUACAAAUAGUUUGCUUUUAAAAAAGCAAGACUUUUUUCAAAAGGUCUUGAGGAUACUGCUUGCUUUACCUCUCAGAAAAUUAGGUGCAGGACUUGGAGAAUAAAAAGAUGUAAAUGCUUUACCUAAAGAAAAAGUGUUUAUUGUAAUACAGAGAACCUCAGGUACCCUAAAUAAAAUAAAAUAAAAUAAAGGUGCACUGGCAAUAGGAAAUGGAGUGAAAUAGCAAGAGAUCACCAGAUGAGAGGUAAAACAUUACUUUGACAUGACAUUGCUGCCAGGGCCAUCAACUUUACUCUUUCCAUUUCCAGAAUGAUCGUGGAAACAUCAUUCAAUUGUAUUUUUUUUUUUCAUUGUUUUGCAGUACUGGGGGUGGAACUUAGGGCAAGUGCUGUACUAAUUGAGCCCUCGAAUGGGUUUUAAAUGUUUGAGAAUUUAAGAGAAUGCUUAACAAAAGCAUCCAGAGAUGCUUCCUGCAGGAAGUGUCUAUAUCAGCCAAUUCUCAGGUUAACGUCUGCAUUCAUAUUUUUCCCAAUUAGUGCUACUGAGGUUCAACUCUUAAUAGUGAGCUGCUGGUCGUUUGUACAGAGUGGAGUCUAGUGAAUUUAUUUUCCAUUUGUAAGGCAAGAGGUAGUUUGUCUCUAAUGUGAAAAAAAAAAAAAUUUUCAUCCAGCAAUGAAGAAUCUUCUAACUUCCACUAGUUUGUAAAGAUUUGGGCUGAAGUUCUUCAGUGUGAACAUCUUUCAUGUUUAUAGUAAGUGAAUUUUUUAAAAUUUAAAACUGCUUGAUUUUUCUAAAGAGCUGUAACAACAUUCAGUGAAGAUACACUUUGUUUUAAAGUUUAUUUUUACACUGUAGUUUGGAUUAAUGUAUUUUAUACUUUGUAGUAAAAUGUAACUCAGAUUUCUACAGGCCUUGAAACCCAGACAGUGGUUCUUACUUGAUUGUGUCUUCUGUAACAGGUUUCAAUAAAGUUGGACCAAUUACUCUC
This is a messenger RNA of Dipodomys spectabilis (banner-tailed kangaroo rat), 2147 nucleotides long. RefSeq names its product nuclear cap binding protein subunit 2 (gene Ncbp2). Lineage: Eukaryota; Metazoa; Chordata; Mammalia; Rodentia; Heteromyidae. The transcript has 4 exons. The record is from RefSeq and is a predicted model, not a curated record. Bases 62 to 532 code for a protein of 156 amino acids. Gene Ontology annotation, molecular function: RNA cap binding. Gene Ontology annotation, biological process: mRNA cis splicing, via spliceosome. Gene Ontology annotation, cellular component: nuclear cap binding complex.